Messenger RNA from Chrysemys picta bellii (western painted turtle), 1142 nucleotides. Lineage: Eukaryota; Metazoa; Chordata; Testudines; Emydidae. The record is from RefSeq and is a predicted model, not a curated record.
UUUAAAAUAUCUAAUAUGAUAUUUGUUUCUCUAGAAAGAGGCUGCUUUUGUAUUCCUACAUUACUUUGUGUUCUAAAAGAGAUUAUUGAAGCUUCUUUGACUCAAAACAUUGAUACGGAUGAAGAAUUGGCAACAUUUCUCCAUGCUGUUCAGGCUCUGUUCCAGAAAAUUUUAGAAAGUGUGGCACGCAGACUCAGAAAACAGCGGGAAGAAGGGCUUCAGUUGAUUCAUUCUAUUCAAAUGCCUCUUGGAGAAUUUAUACACACAGUCCAGUGCUGGUGUUCAUCUUGUCCAGCAGUUCACCAUGGUGUACUCUCUACUCUCCUAGCUGCAGUAGUGGUCGAGAUAAGUCACACACUGCGAAAGGCUUCAAAUGCAGAAGAACUUGCACCACCAGAGUCCAUUGCAGACCUUCCUCCACUUUCAGGCAGUUUAAUGGCAAUGAUAAUUAAGUCAAUAAAUGUGGUCAGGUCAUUUUUAAAUGAAUUAAUGGAAUGCAUUGUCUGUGAAGAAAUUGAAGGAAUUGUUAGUCUUACAGCUGCUGCGUACAUAGUUGUUAUAAUCAAAGGUAAGCACAAAGCUUCACUUGUUAAGGAUAUUGCACAUGCCCUUCAAAAGAAGCUGAUGACAUGCAGAGAAGUUGACGUGGAAGAAUCUAGCAGCAUUGAAAGAACCCUAUAUGAAUCAUCUGUGAAAAUUUUGGAGGACAUCUUGAAUCCUUGACUGUACCGCUGCCUUCAAGUCAUGAAAAGUAGAAAGAAGGAAGAUGUAUUGUUUUUUAUAAAGCCAAGCAAUAUGUUACCUUAAACAUAUUUAAUAUAAUAGUGAAUUGUUGGAAUGCUUGUAUUAUGCUAGCUUAUACUUUGUACGUACGUACAUACAUUGAAAGUCUUAGCAAGAAAAUGAAUAACUUUUAAAAACAAAUCAGUUUUAUAUUCCUUUCAUAUUUAAAACAAUUGUGCAGAAACUUUUUUUAAAGUAUGCAGAAAUAUUUUGUAUAUACAUAGAUAAUGUAUUAUUAAAGAUUUUGGAACGGCUAUGAGGAGGGGCUUGUAGGUAUAUUCCAAGUAUUUCGUGUGAAAUAAAAUCAGUACCUUUUUAUAUAUUUUUAAAAAGAGAAUUAAUAAAAUGACUGAACUAUC